CCGCACUUGAAACCCGAAGUACUUCCAUUGAGAGGUUGGUAGCUCUUACCACGGAACAUCUCCCCAACUUUGCCGCACAUAUCUUCAACAUCAGGCACCAGUUUUCCGCUCUCAAGACGAUGAAGCAUAGCAUCCAUGAUGAUGAUGUGAUGGUCCAUAUCGAUUACAGCGAAAAUUGGAGCUGCAAGUAUGCGCGGGAAGUGAAGGAUACCCAUUUCGGAGGUGGGAACCAGCAGGUAACCCUCCACACUGGUGUGUUCUACAACAGUAAAGGCAGGGUGGAAGCCUUUGCAUCAGUGUCUGCCAGCCUCCAGCACAAUGCAACAGCAACAUGGGCCCACCUGGAACCUGUUUUGAGGUACAUCCGCCAACAACACCCCAAUGUAUGUAACAUACAUUUUGUUUCUGAUGGCCCAACAUCCCAAUACAGAAACAGAAAUUCGUUCUACUUGGCCUCCACUGUACCAUUCCUCCAUGGAUUUAAAUACGUGACAUGGAACUUCACAGAGGCGUCUCAUGGAAAAGGAGCCCCAGAUGGCGUGGGGGCAGCCUUAAAAAACCUGGCAGACCGAAUAGUGGCAUACGGCCAAAGCAUCAAAGAUGCAGAUACUCUGUUUCAGCAGCUGACCCUGAACUCCUCGGUAACUCUAUUCCAGGUGUCUGAGGACAAAAUUAAAGAGAGGGGUGAAUUGCUUCCUCCACACCUUAAGCCAGUCCCAGGGACAAUGAAAAUCCACCAACUGAUGUCCACCACUCCUGGGGUAGUUCACACGAGGGAAGUGUCAUGUUUCUGUCAGAAAAAUUGUGAGUGCUUCUCUCCAUCACGCCAUGCAUUUGCGGAGGAAGACGACGUUUCCACAAAGCCACCAGAGGCUUCCAUAGAGGUUGGCCAGUGGGUCCUUGUGGAAUACGACGCAGAUCUGUUCCCCGGUGUAGUUACACAGAUUGCAGAUGACCAGUAUGAGGUGGACACUAUGAACUGCGCUGGGGAAAACCGAUUUUAUGUGCCAUCAAUUAAGUUUUCUGGGGAAAAGGUGUGGUACUACCGCCACGACAUCAAAGACCAAAUUCCCGAGCCUCUGCCAGUCACUUCCUCUGCGAGGCAUUUUUGUGUUUUGCCUGAUAUUUGGGCUAAACACAAGCUGCGCACCUGAUGCAUAUUGUGAUGUAUGAGAUGAGAUGAGCACAAUGAGAUGUUGUAAUGAUCAUUUUGUAUGUAAACAUUCCAUUUCGAUUUAUAUCUACAUUG
Messenger RNA from Alosa alosa (allis shad), 1249 nucleotides. RefSeq lists its product as uncharacterized. The record is from RefSeq and is a predicted model, not a curated record. The transcript has 4 exons. Lineage: Eukaryota; Metazoa; Chordata; Actinopteri; Clupeiformes; Clupeidae. Bases 120 to 1154 code for a protein of 344 amino acids.